Cryptomeria japonica (Japanese cedar) is the source of this 495-nucleotide messenger RNA. RefSeq lists its product as uncharacterized. The record is from RefSeq and is a predicted model, not a curated record. Lineage: Eukaryota; Viridiplantae; Streptophyta; Pinopsida; Cupressales; Cupressaceae. Bases 1 to 495 code for a protein of 164 amino acids. The transcript has a single exon.
AUGGAUGGAAUCAAACAAGAAGUUCGAAGGGUUUGUGAGGUUCAAAAUGAAAUUCCUAGAUCUGAGGAACAACUUGAUUAUCGAGCUAAGAUUGAAGGGGAGUUAGCCAAAGACUUGAAAAGGAUAGCCCCACCAAAGUUUGAUGGCAAGACCAUUGGUGAUGCUGUUGAAGCUUGGGUAAUUGAGAUGGAGAAGUAUUUUGAAUUUCGUAACAUGUCCAAUGAAACUAAAGCAGUAUGGGCUGCUUAUCAGCUUACUGGAGAAGUUGCGACAUGGUGGGACAAUGAGAAAUAUGAUAGGAAGUUACAACCCAGUGAUAUUACUUGGGAACUAUUUCUGCAAUCAUUUAGGAAGAGGUGGCUUCCUCAGUUAUUCUUUGACAAGAAGAUGACUAAAUUCUUGAAUCUGAUGCAAGGUGGUUUGACGGUUACUCAAUACUUGGAGAAUUUCACCAAUCUCCUAAAGUAUGUUCCACAGUACCUGAUGGAUGAAUGA